AUUUCUGUCCUACUUAUUUUUACAUCAACAUGGCAACAUUCCGAAGUAAUUUCGCAAAGCCGAUUGUCAAUUUCAGCGCAAAAAAAGCCUAGAGCUUAGUUUAAUUGCAUUGGAAUUUUUCAAUAUUCUUCCGUUAUUUCUCGAUCGAAAUUAUUAAAGCCUGUCACCCGCCCCAACGCCGCCUAUCUUGAAAUUUUGAGUACUUAAUUGAAGCUGGCAUUCCCCUCUACCUCGCCUUCAGAAAGUGAAAUUUGGUGCACUGCCCAGAAACAAAUUCAACAUUUUAGAAUUGCCAUCUUAUAGAAGAAAAGGAGAACAGAACGAAAAUAUGUCCCAGUUGAAUACACCGGAAAGAGAUGCGGCUGGCAAACCCCCUUCUAAUAGGCAACAAAGUGCGCACAGCCCAAAUUUGACUUUGCAGCUUCCCAGUCCCAUUAUUACAAAACGCACACGCACUGCUUCAACGUCGGCUCGUGCUUUAGAAAAUCCAAUUGAAACAGGUAUCGUUAAGGCUUUUAGUCGUUCGAAGGGGCAUGGGUUUAUCUCACCGAAAUCGGGUGGUGAAGAACUCUUCUGUCAUGUCUCUGAUAUUGAUGGUGAAUAUGUGCCACAACCAGGUGAUGAAGUAAGGUACCGCUUAUGUGCAAUUCCGCCAAAAUUCGAAAAACACCAAGCAGUACAUGUACAAAUUAUCAACUUAACACCAGAAGUGCAUCAUAAGUGGGAGGAGCCUGUCUUCCCCGAUUCUCCUGCUCAAUAGAGUGUUGCUGAAGUUGCAAUUUAUUAAUUGUACACUCUUUUCAUGUCACAAAAAUCCUUGGCCAGUGGUAAAAAUAAGUGUAUAGUUAAAUAUUUCUUAAAAAUACCGAAAUUUGCCAUUAAAAUAGGAGUUUAACAAAUUUUAUAUGAGCAGCUCACAUAAUUAAAAAAAUUUACACCUUUUACUACAACAAUAAGAGCGACCGUAGAAAUAAAACAUCGAAAAUAAUUCAAUUUCAAGAAAAAAACUUAAUAGCUGCAGGGAACAAUGCACACAGUUUGCAUAUUUUUUAUUAACGAAAUAUCUUAAUUGAAACCGGAACAUCCGCAAAGUCAAAUUUAAACAAAUUCUGUUUUAAAAGUAGAAAAGGAAAUCAUUGUGUGCUCAGCUAAACUGUAUCGUAAUCAAAUAUCUACCAUAUAGUGUAAAAUAAUUCUACGGCAUGAGCCUUGGUACAUACAUGUGUAUUGUUUAUGUUCAACAUUUCAAUAAUAUUUAAUCCUCAAGGACAGUAGCCAAUUGCGUCCAGUAUUCAUGUGCAGAAGUAGUGUCAACAUAAGCAAGUAAAUAAAAGUUAAAUUGGCAAUGUUAUCUUUCUUUUAUUCGCUAACACUGGAUUAAAAUUGUUGUUCGUUAUUAACUGCUAUCAGUUAAUGCCAUUUUUAAUAUUGUUUCCUAAAAUAAAUCCGAGUGUCGCUCAAUGUUUCAAAUAACUUA
Bactrocera dorsalis (oriental fruit fly) is the source of this 1477-nucleotide messenger RNA. Its product is annotated as cold shock domain-containing protein CG9705. The transcript has 4 exons. Bases 329 to 760 code for a protein of 143 amino acids. The record is from RefSeq and is a predicted model, not a curated record. Gene Ontology annotation, cellular component: cytoplasm. Gene Ontology annotation, biological process: regulation of mRNA stability. NCBI's taxonomy places the organism in Eukaryota, Metazoa, Arthropoda, Insecta, Diptera, Tephritidae. Gene Ontology annotation, molecular function: mRNA 3'-UTR binding.